GAAGAGCUUGAAGGUGACUCCAAGGCCAACACGGUGGAAGCCCAGAUGGUGGCCAGCUUGGUUGGCAAGGUCCUCGGAUAUGGCGAGCUCUCGGUGAGCCAGGUGGGUGUGGUAACCCCCUACGUGGCGCAGGUUCGGAGACUGCGCCAAUUUCUGCGGCCAGUGCUUCCACCGGGGGCUGAUCCACGUCUGCUGGAGUGUGCGUCGGUUGAUAACUUCCAGGGCCGGGAGAAGGAGCUCAUCGUUUUUUCCGCCGUCCGCAGCAACCGAGCUGGUAACGUCGGCUUCUUGGCCGAUUGGAGACGCCUGAAUGUCAUGCUCACCCGAGCACGGCGCGGCUUGCUAAUCUUCGGGAACUCCGCAACACUGAAGCAGGACCCAAUCUGGGAGAAGUGGCUGGCCUUCGCUGAAGAGCACGAGUGCAUGGUCAAAGACCUCCCGAUGCCUUCGCCGCCCCCGUUUGCCGGCAAGGGCGUGCCGUUUGCAUCGGCGUUCCUGCCUGGCAAGGGGGGCAAGGGCUUCGUCAAAGGUCUGGCACCACCACGGCCAUUCACUCCCCCAGGUCCUCGGAUAAACCCGGCAGUGGCCGCCGCCCAAGCCGCAAGGGCCGCUAUGGAGGUGUCUGCAGACCUGCAGAUGCGCGCCGAAGCGGCGCCGGAG
Molecule: messenger RNA, 660 nt
Organism: Symbiodinium sp. CCMP2456
Lineage: Eukaryota; Dinophyceae; Suessiales; Symbiodiniaceae
Source: the annotation of a GenBank genome assembly